Uranotaenia lowii is the source of this 5448-nucleotide messenger RNA. Its product is annotated as cyclin-Y-like protein 1. Gene Ontology annotation, cellular component: plasma membrane. Gene Ontology annotation, molecular function: protein kinase binding; cyclin-dependent protein serine/threonine kinase activator activity. Lineage: Eukaryota; Metazoa; Arthropoda; Insecta; Diptera; Culicidae. Gene Ontology annotation, biological process: regulation of cyclin-dependent protein serine/threonine kinase activity; regulation of canonical Wnt signaling pathway. The coding region runs from base 1542 to 2561 and encodes 339 amino acids. The transcript has 4 exons. The record is from RefSeq and is a predicted model, not a curated record.
CUGGCGUCGUCGGUUCGAAAAAAUCGCCAGUCCGUCGUCCAUUCAGCAGCAACUUCAUUAUUCUUCCAUCCAUUCGGCCGCAGUAAUGUAAAAGUUUUACCAGCGGACGUCGGUAGCAGUUUUUUCGGUAUCUGAUUGUUCGUGUGUGUUUGCCUUGAGGGAACCUACAAGGCCAGUUCGAGUGCUUCUGAGAUUUUCGGGAAUCGGAUAAUCCCUCCGGUUUUGUUGCUGCCUCCGGACAGUUUUUCCCCCUUGCGUGAAACAAGAACAAAGCCCAAAGCUGAACGGGUGCAAGCUUGCUGCUACUCCUCCCAUCGGAAUCGAAAAGUGUGUGUUUUCCUGUUUCGCAAAAGUGCAAAACGUUCCGCGAAGAAAAGUAAAUCCGGGAGGAAGUAUAUGUGAUUUUUAAUCAACUGAAGCUGAUGGACGUGUAGUGUAACCCAAAAUUCGGAAAAUCGGUAUUCGAAAUCCAGCGAAACGAUAGAAGGUGAAUAAUCCAAGGGAUUUACCUCCAGCUUUGUGGAAGCACCUGCAAAAAUAUCACCCACUCCACAUUACACCCGAUUUCCUAAAAGACUCGUCAGAGCCAAAAAGAUGAAAUUGGUAUAAAGCUGAUGGGGAGCAUACGAACGAAGAAAAACCGGCUCUGAGUACGCUGAUCUUGCAGUAGUUGUGCUGUGCUGAUAGCAGAUUGCUGCAAUAGUUUUUACAUCAACAAGCUCCGGUGUCUUGGAAGAAACCAACAUUUGAAAUAGUUGCGUUCUACAGAUCGAACGUAGUUCGAACAUCGCUUGUGGAGGAAAAUUCUGCGGCUUCCCUGUGGCUAGGACAAACAUAGGAGCAAAGCAGCUUCAAGUGGCUUCUUCCUUGGACCCCCGAGAAAGCUUACUCCGUUCCAGCUUGAAAGAGGGGCAACGGAAUCGAAAACCACAUCGAGAGAGCUCCAUUUUCGAUGGUCGGGCCGACAACAGGAUGUGAAUCCUACUACUAGCAUCAUCCCACGGACAGCACAGACGACGGUAUUAUUUUUAGGAAGUAAAGUUGUGGGUGUCUCGAAGGGCGAACCCUUAUCGACGGCCAUACCAAUAAAGUGCCAAAUUGUAUCGCUUAAGGUCACAACACUCAACACACCAACUACGAUUUUAGAACAGCGGCUGUUUUUGGGUUUUAGAGUUUUGAAAGCGGUUAGUGUGAAAAGUUCUAGUCAAAAUAAUUGUUAGGAUCCCAACUGUUUAGGCAAAAUCAAUUUCAAAUUGAAUAACAAAAGAGAUUUUUUCAUAAGAAGCGAUAAACUUUAUAUUAGUCACUGAUAGAAGGAAGUGUGCGGCAAGUUUUAGCAUAGAUUAGUGCGGAUUUUUUCGAAGAUACGAUAAGGCGGUGGUGAUAAGAGGGUGAGAAAUAUCGAAGAUAAGCCUAAACGUUUUUUUGUGUGAGUCAGUGAUUAGAUUGCGAUAGUUGAGCGUUUGCUUACCACCUCUAGGAAACAUGCUACAGUAUUGUUCGGUCUAGGGCACAACACGAGAUUUAAGUUCUAAGUUGGGAUGGGAAACAGUAAUUCGUGCUGUUCGUACUCGAGUUCACCGCCGCCGCGGAAGGCCAAGGAAGUUCCGGUCUUCGAGGAACAUCUUCCGGAGGGUGAGCUCUCGACCAAUAACCUACAGCACAUUUCGGAACGCGAGGGAGACGAUGGGGAGCACGAUCCCUCGGUGGAUCCUUCCGCCGGCACAAUAUUCCUGGAGCGCUCCAAGCGUCUGGAGAAUGGGAUGACCCGGAAAAAAUCUCAACACACCAUAGCACCGGCAGGUGGUGCAGUGCUAAAGAAAAGUAGUUCCUGUUCGACCAUCUAUCUGGAUGAUUCGACAGUAUCGCAACCGAACCUCAAGAACACCGUCAAGUGUGUCUCGCUAGCAAUCUAUUAUCACAUCAAAAGCCGUACCAAUGAACGACGGAUAGACAUUUUCGACGAGAAGUUACAUCCGUUGACCCGGGAUCUGGUUCCGGAUGAUUACGAUCAGCACAACCCAGAACAUCGGCAGAUCUAUAAGUUUGUCCGAACACUAUUCAACGCAGCCCAGCUGACAGCCGAAUGUGCCAUCAUUACCUUGAUAUAUCUAGAACGGUUACUAACAUAUGCCGAGCUUGACAUAGGCCCCUGCAACUGGAAGCGGAUAGUGCUGGGUGCCAUCCUGCUAGCAUCCAAAGUGUGGGACGACCAGGCCGUCUGGAACGUCGAUUACUGUCACAUCCUCAAGGAUAUCACAGUGGAAGAUAUGAACGAGCUCGAAAGGCAAUUUCUCGAACUGCUGCAAUUCAACAUUAACGUCCCGUCGUCGGUGUACGCCAAAUAUUACUUCGACCUGAGGACGCUGGCCGAGGCCAACGAUCUGUCCUUCCCGACGGAACCGCUGUCCAAAGAACGGGCCCAGAAGCUGGAGGCCAUGUCCCGGGUGAUGCAGGAUAAGGCCACGGCCGAGGCGCUCAAGAACGGUAUGAAGAAGUGGUCCUCGAUCGACAACAUACCCCAGGCCAAUGUGCGACGUAGCGUGGCCAUCCUGUCGUGAUUUGUCCCAACCAUGAUUAUAGAUCUGAUAGUUCAGGUAUUUUGGCCAAAUAAACCAAUCCAUACGGCAUGGAUUAAACUUGUGUACAGUCAACAGAACAGAAGGUACUGCGUAGCGAGGACAAAUUUUAUGUGUAUUUUAUACGUAUUUAUAUGAAGAAAAUUUUCGAAACAGAGAAAGAUGAUAAAAAAUCGUAGCUAAGCAUGUGAAGAUUUAUUUUUACGCGAAACUCCCUUAAUAAACAAAAACAAAAGACAUGAAUGUGAACGAUACCCCAGUGCUAACGUUGCAAAUUUUGGUGGAUUUUGGAGAUGUAGAUCAGAAAAAAUGUGUAGUUUGAGUGCUUUCUUUUCGAGCUUGUUUUGAAAAUCAGGACCUUUGUUAGCUUCUUUUUUUUUUAAUUAUUCGCCCAAUUCAAAAAUGUUUAAUGGCUUUAAAAUUUGAAAACUGUGAAAUAAUUCAAAUUCUGAAUUCUAGAACUGAGUUUCAUAAAGUUCUUAAUUUAGAUUCAGAACUCAGAUUUCGACUCAGACUUCAGAUUUCGAAAAAAAACCAAAUUUACUAUUCAGAUUUACAAUUUAAAACUAACAACAAACAAUCAAUCCGGAAUCCUGAAUUUAAAUAGGGAAUUCAGGUUCAUAAUUUUGAUUUAGAAUUGAGAUUCUAAAUCUAGAUUGAAAAUUUUGAGCGGCUUCACCGGUGAGUAUUCAAGAUUUGAGGUUCAGAGUUCAGAUACAGAAUUCAGAUUCAUUAAUUUCAUUUAGAAUUUAGAAUUCAUAAUUCAGAUUCAGAAUUCUGAUUCAGCAUUCAGAUUGAAAAUUCAGUUUCAGAAUUCAGAUUCAAAAUUCAGGAUACAGAUUCAGAAUUCAGGUUUCAAAUUCAGAUUUCAAAUUCAGAAUUCGGAAUACAAAAUUUAUAUUCAGAAUUCAGUUUCCGAAUUAAGAUUCAGAAUUCAGAAUUAUGUUUUCCGAUUGCUGAUUUCUUUUUCCGGAUUUCUAAUUCUAGUUCUGAUUUAUAAUUCCGAUUUUUAUUUCAAUUCUGAGUCUGAUUUCUGAUUUUUGUUUUUUAACAUCUGAUUUAGAUUUUUGAUUCCGCAUUUUGAUCUGAUUUCUGUUUUUUCAUUUCUGAUUUCUGAUUUCUGGAUUUAUUCUUCAGGAAUAAGAUUUUUAAUGAUGUUUCUGAAUUAUAGUUCUAAUUCUAAUUAAUAUCGAUUUUUGUUUAAAUUAAAAUCUGCGGAAUCUUUACUCACAACAAAACUCACAAUCAGAAUUCAGAAACAGGAUAUCAAAGUCAGAAUAUUUAUUCCGUAUCAGAUUUCCGAAUUCUGUUUAAAAAAUCCUUUUUUAUAUUCAUUUGUGUUAUAACAAUUUUUAUUAUUAUUUGCUAGUAUUGAUUUUUUUUUAUUGAAAUGGGCCUUAUCUACACAUAAAUUUCCCAGGUCUACAUUUCUAUCCCCAAUUGUCAAUUUCAUUGUGAAAACAAACAAUGUUCAUCAGUAAACAAAACAAAAUAUUUGCAGUGCUGUUAAAGGUUUCCAUAUUUUAAAAAAAUAUUGCUCUAAAAUUUGAUAAAACCAAAAACGAGGACUCUUUAGUACCCCAAAUUCGACUUCCAUUAGUUUGAAAUAGGUAAAGAUAGUAAACCCCAUUUUCGAUUAGGAUCGUAUAUUUUGUUCUUAUAGCAUCAAAAUCAAGCCGGUGGUCUCUGUUAUAAUCAGUAUUCGCUUUUUUGGCACCCAUUCAUAUUGAAAAUCAAAACUCGCAUACAAAACAAAUAAACAAACAAAAAAGUAAACUUGUAGAUAAAAUUCAAACUAGAAACACUGCACAGUUGCAUCUCAACCAAGCUCUAGAAAACGAAUACAAAACUGCACCUUUUUUAACAAGCAAAAACGAAAACUAACCGAAAGUAAUUAUAAUGCCGUCAAAGAACACGUGUACUAGCUAUAGCCUACAGGAAAUUUUAUUUCUAAUGCAUAUUUUGUCAGAAUUCACCCCUUAGGGUCCAUCGAAAUGGAACCACACACAGCUAACAAAUGAAUAGAAAAAAGCAUCCAGCAACACGCGAUCAAUGAAAUUUUAUACUAUAGAAUAUUAUUACAAAACAGAAAUGCUGAAAAAGUCUGCUUCUCAUACAACAACAGUUUCCUUACUCGAGCGACCGAAUCGAUUUGAUUGUUGAAUAGAAAACAGCAAAUAUUUCCAAUGGUUAGUAGAAGUGUAGAAGUGAAAGUUGAUUGAAAAAUAAAACAAACAAACAAACAAACAAAAUGGCGAUAAUCCUAUAAAAUCAAAUCCGAGAUAGAUGAGAUACGGGGAAGAAGCAUUAAGCAAACAAACAAUAGAAGCAUAAAAUCUAAUCAAUAGCAUAGUAGGAAAAACCCGUGUAGUGAUAUAAGCGAGCAUAACAGUCAUGAAAUUUUCAUCAUUUCGUAUCCUUAGUCAAAUUCAAAAGGAAUCUAAAAACAAAAAAUUAAAAACUAAAACCCAUUGCAAGCAAUUGGAUGGAAGAAAUUUAGGUGAUCUAUUGGUAAAGGUUGAUGGAAACGGUUAGCAUGAUAGGAUGAGUCUUAGGAAAGGAAGUUUAACUAAAAAAAAACAACUAUCAGUACAGAAUCAAACAAUUUAAACGAAGAAUAAAUACAAAAGAUAAAAGAAAACAAAGAUGAAAACUUUAUGUAGGUUUACGACGCAACACAACUGAAGGCACUUUAAAAUGAAACGAAUGAUGAACAUGAAGGAGAAGCAAACAAAAAGAAACAGGACAUUUGACUAUUCAAUAUAUUGAGAUCAGAGAAGAAUAUCGUACCAAUUUAUUUGUAUCCUAUAAGCUAUUGCGCGAAAUGAAGAUAUGAAUGAGAAACGGAAGUAAUAAAGAAUUACAGUAA